CUGGGAAGGGAAGGGAAGGGGAGUCGGGAGCACCUGCCUGCGUGUGCUCCUGCGCGGCGGCGGUUGGUUUGGUAAGCCCCACCUCCGGUCCCAGCCACCGUUCUGUGUCUUCUGUGCUUCUCCUCCGCCUCUCUAAUGGUGAUUCGGAGUUGCUCUUCUUUCCACUGUGGGUUUCUGAUUUCCAGAGCGGCGUGGAGGAGGCACUACCCCCUCUUCUGGGCUCUCAGGCCUCCCGGGCCACCGCCGCCGCCACUCCCACAGCUGCCCACGCGCUUCUUCUCCUCCUCCUCCUCCUCUUCCCGGCGCUCCACCAAGAGAUCCGCCGCAAAGACGCCAAUGGACUCGGCUCCCGCCGGCGAACCCUUCUACGUCGUCCGGAAGGGGGACGUCAUCGGCAUCUACAAGACCCUCAGCGAAUGCCAAGCUCAAGUCGGCAAUUCGGUUCGCGACCCUUCUGUCACUGUCUUCAAAGGCUACUCUCUGCGUAAAGAAACCGAGGAAUACCUCGCGGCGCGCGGGCUAAGGAACGCUCUCUAUGCCAUUGACGCAGCAGAUGCACGAGAUGAAUUGUUCGAUGAUCUAGUUCCCUGCCCUUUCCAGCAACCUGAUGGAGCUGCAUCCUCUACUUUGAAAAGGCCACAUGAGAUUGAAACCGGACCAUCAAAGAAGCAUCCCAAAGUUGAUGAGCAGGAAUUACCUGAUAGUCAUCUCUCUUGUAUUCUUGAAUUUGAUGGUGCUUCUAAAGGAAACCCAGGGAAAGCUGGUGCUGGAGCAAUAAUAAGGCGGAUAGAUGGUUCUGUGAUUGCUCAACUACGUGAGGGUCUGGGUAUUGCAACCAACAACGCUGCUGAAUAUCGUGCAUUGAUCCUAGGGCUGACAUAUGCGGCCAAGAAAGGGUUCAAGUAUAUUCGUGCUCAAGGCGAUUCUAAGCUUGUCUGUAACCAGGUCCAAGAUCUCUGGCGUGUUAAGAAUGAGAAUAUGGCUGGCUUGUGCAAGAAAGUUAAGGUGCUAAAGGGAACAUUUCAUUUAUUUCAAAUCAGGCAUGUUUUGAGGGAAUAUAACUCGGCUGCUGAUGCUCAAGCUAACUUUGCAGUAGAACUUCCUGUUGGUGAAGUUCAAGAGCAGUCGAACUUUCCAUGCUAGCAGUUUUGUUGUGCUCAAGUGUGGUUUGUGCAUCGCUCAGGUUCUGGGACUGAAUCUACUCAAAUUUGUUCAGUUCCCAUUGACAGAAAAGGAAGAGACAAAACAACAGUUGUAGUGGAAGUGGUAGUCUGUCUGAUAUGUCUACAGGGUAUUGAACAGACUGAGAUGCAAUAUUGAGUAGGUUCCUAGGAAAUUUAAUCGUCUCAAAAUUCUAGAGAGCGCACCGUGCACAAGUUGAUUUGUCCAGGACCGGUGUUUGCUGAUAUACAAUGUUGGUAUUCGGAACAUAUUACUACUAGAAUGAAGGGAUGGACCCUGAAAUUUUUACUCCUUUCUGUAUGUUGGUUACUUGGGUUUGCGUAGGUGAGGCUAAACUAUAAAUUAAUUCAGAGCAUGUAUAUGUUUGAAGAAACAAAAA
This is a messenger RNA of Sorghum bicolor (sorghum), 1561 nucleotides long. RefSeq lists its product as uncharacterized. The coding region runs from base 136 to 1143 and encodes 335 amino acids. The record is from RefSeq and is a predicted model, not a curated record. Gene Ontology annotation, molecular function: nucleic acid binding; RNA-DNA hybrid ribonuclease activity. Lineage: Eukaryota; Viridiplantae; Streptophyta; Magnoliopsida; Poales; Poaceae. The transcript is spliced from 9 exons.